UACUUUUAUCAUUUCUGCAUUUUUUUUCUUCCCUCUCUAGACGUUAAUACUGAAGUAUCAACUACUAAUUGUUUUCGUUUUAGAAUGUCGGGAAGUGUGGCAGACUGCCACGUAGGGAAUGAUGCUUCUCAUCUCAAAGAUCAACCUUAUAUUCUUCUCUACAGCAACUAAAUUGAGAAAUUCAUAAUUCAUCUAAAAACACCCUGCAAUUUGCUCUGUACUCCAACCAUGGAUGAGUUAUUUUCAAAUAGGGAGGGCUCAUCAGCACAGAAGGGCCUUCUCAAAAGUCCAGCACUCCUUAAGUACAUCUUUGAAAGGAGUGGCUAUCCCAAAGAGCACGAGCAAUUGAAGCAACUCCGAGAGAUAACAGUGCAGAAAUACGGGGUUAACAGGAGUACGAUGAGUGUACCGGUGGAUGAGGCCCAAUUCCUAUCCAUUCUUCUAAAAAUCAUGAACGCAAAGAAAACACUUGAAAUUGGAGUAUUCACGGGUUAUUCUCUUCUUUCUACAGCUCUCGCUCUUCCUUCUGACGGCAAGAUAAUAGGAAUUGAUGUCGACAGACAAGCGUACGAGACUGGAUUGCCCUUCAUUCAGAAGGCAGGAGUGGAGCACAAAAUUGACUUUAUCCAAACGGAUGCAUUAUCUGCCCUCCAUGAUCUUAUAAAUGGCAAACAUGAAGAAACAUUUGAUUACGUGUUUGUGGACGCUGACAAGAAAAAUUUUAUAAAGUAUCACGAGCUGCUGUUAAAAUUGGUGAAGAAAGGUGGAAUAAUUGCAUAUGACAACACUUUAUGGCUUGGUACGGUGGCUAUGUCUGAGAACAAUGAUAAAAUUGAAGAUAGCUUAUGGCAAAAUAGGGAGCCUACACUCGAAUUCAACAACUAUAUAGCAAAUGAUACUCGCAUUGAAUCAACAAUUCUGUCGAUCGCGGAUGGUGUAACUCUUUGCCGAUGUCUUUAAUCUCUUUAAAGGGAAGGGAGACAUAACAACAAUAAUGAAGAUGCAUGGUUCAAAUACACAAAUAUUAUAUAAAUAAAUUUGUCAUUAAAUUUAUAGCCAAGCAAACCAUAGAGCGAAGGCAGGAUUGUUGAGAACAUAGCAAAUAAAUUAGUUUGUAAUGCUUUGCAUGUUUUAUACCUCUACUCAUAAGAAAGAGUACUACAAGAAAUAUGAAGAUGUUUAAUAAUGACCCAAUAAUGGGUGGUCGAAUAAGUCCAACCUAUCAAUUUUGUUAGGCCAUUAAUUUUCUCCCUGUAUGGCCUUUUAAUUUUAUAAGUUUCAAAAUAUCCAAAUUA
Messenger RNA from Glycine soja, 1295 nucleotides. Its product is annotated as flavonoid 3',5'-methyltransferase-like. The transcript has 5 exons. Gene Ontology annotation, molecular function: O-methyltransferase activity; S-adenosylmethionine-dependent methyltransferase activity. The coding region runs from base 229 to 960 and encodes 243 amino acids. The record is from RefSeq and is a predicted model, not a curated record. NCBI's taxonomy places the organism in Eukaryota, Viridiplantae, Streptophyta, Magnoliopsida, Fabales, Fabaceae.